AUGGGCCAUACAGUCGCAAAUUUCUCGGGCAUCACGUGCGAUGGACCCACUGGUGACGUGAUCAGCCUCGACCUCAGUAGCUUCCAUAUCUCUGGUCGGAUUGAUUUUGAAAGCCUCUUUCGUCUUCGGAGCCUGCAGAAGCUCAACCUCGCUUACAAUGAUUUUGAUGGCUCUCCAAUCCCAUCUGGGUUUGACCAGCUCACCAGUUUGACCCAUCUCAACCUCUCUCUGUUAUCCUUUUAUGGCCAAAUCCCACUGGAAAUCUCCCGCUUGACCACUUUGGUUUCUCUCGAUCUUUCUUUCAAUGAAUAUUGGAAUGUUUACAACGGUAAAUACCUGAAACUCGAAAACCCAAGCAUUAGAGCAGUCGUCCAAAACCUGUCCAAUCUGAGUGAACUCUAUCUGGACAGGGUACACAUCUUACUGCAAGGCCAGACCUUAGAUUUGCCACUCCCUACUCUCCGCAAGUUGAGCUUACAAGAUUGUGGUCUUUCAGGCUCCAUCUUUUCUUCCCUUUCACAGCUCCAUUUCUUAUCUGAAAUCGACCUCAGCGGAAACAAUCUCUCCUCUGCAGUGCCCAGCUUCCCAGGGAGUCUCCGCAAGUUGAUCUUACGAGGCUCCAUCUAUUCUUCCCUUUCACAGCUCCAAUUUUUAUCUGAACUCGAUCUCAGUCGAAACAAUCUCUCCUCUGCAGUGCCCAGCUUCCCAGGGAGUCUCCGCAAGUUGAUCUUAUAUAAUUGUGGUCUUUCAGGCACUAUCUUUUCUUCCCUUUCACAGCUCCAUUUCUUAUCUGAACUUGACCUCAGCUAUAACGAUCUCUCCUCUGCUGUGCCCAAUUUCAUAGGGAACUUAUCCUCCUGGACGUCCCUGCUCCUUACAGAGUGUAGAUUGCAUGGAAAAUUCCCUGACAGUGUUUUCCAGCUGCCUACUCUACAAAUCAUCGACAUAUCACACAAUCCACUUGUAGCUAUCAAUUUGCCGGAGUUCCCUCGAAACAAUACUCUACCGCAAUUGAUCCUUUCAUACACCGGAUUAUCAGGAAAGUUACCAGAUUCUCUCGGUAAUCUCAAAUUCUUGACUCUUUUACACCUCAGCAAUUGCAACUUGUCUGGAUCAUUACCAUCCUCACUUUCGAACCUUACCAAACUUCAAUACUUGUAUCUUUCAGACAAUAGAUUGAGCGACCCAAUUCCUUCUUCCUAUGGAAAUGAGCUUCAGAAUCUCAAACAGAUCAUCCCACAGAAUAAUUUGCUUAAUGGGACCAUUCCAUCAUCAUUGUUUUCACUCCCAUCAUUACAAAUGUUGGAUCUCUCAGGUAACCAACUUGGUCAACUUGGUGAGUUCCACAAUGCCUCUUCUUCACAGCUGGAGUUCCUCUAUCUGGGUAACAAUAAAUUGAGCGGCCCAAUUCCAUCAUCAUUGUUUUCACUUCCAUCAUUACAAAUGUUGGACCUCACAGAUAACAACUUGUCAGUCCAAUAUGGCAGUGGUAAUUCCACAUUUGUUUCCAUCCCCCAGUUUCAAUCUUUGUUGUUACGUUCUUGCAACAUCAGCACAUUUCCAAAUUUCUUGAGAAAUCAAGAGGGGUUGAGGGAAUUGGACCUUUCCAACAAUAAAAUUAGUGGUGAAAUACCCAAAUGGAUAUGGGAGGUUGGCAAUGGGAACUUGAACUCUUUAAAUCUUUCUCACAAUGUUCUACAGGGAAUAGAACCAUCUCCCCAUCUUUUGUUGAGUGACUUCAGUGUUCUGGACAUUAGCUCCAACAAGCUAGAAGGCUCACUUCCUAUCUCACCACCUUCCAUCUUUUUUUUUUCAGUUUCAAACAAUAGCCUUGGUGGUGAAAUCCCUCGAUCAGUUUGCAAUGCAACAUCCCUUGCGGUCCUUGAUUUGUCUCACAAUCACUUCAUUGGUCAGAUUCCACCAUGUUUGGGUGAGAUUGGUGAUGCCCUGUCUGUGUUGAAUCUUCAAGGAAAUGCUUUCAAUGGCACCUUACUUCAGACAUUUAAAGAGGGAUGCCACAUACAAACGCUUGAUCUCAGUGGGAAUCAAUUAGAGGACCAAGUGCCAAGAUCUUUGGCUAAUUGCAAAAUGUUAGAGGUAUUAAACCUUGGAAACAAUCAAAUACAUGACACCUUCCCUUUUUGCUUGGAAGAUUUGUCCCAGUUGCGUGUUCUCAUCUUGAGAUCCAACCAAUUUCAUGGCACCAUUGGGCAUCCUCUAACAAAUCAAGCUUUUCCUCUGUUACAAAUUUUCGACCUCUCUUUCAAUAGCUUUGAGGGUAAUUUGCCAUCAAAUAUGUUCAAGAGCUGGAAGGCAAUGAUGGAAGACGACAAAUCCCAAUCUUUGGUCCUUGGAAAAAUGAUAGACGGAAGUUCCAUAUACUAUCAAAACAAAGUGUCUGUAGUGAGCAAAGGGCUAAUGAUGGAAAUGGUAAAGAUGCUUACUGCCCUCACUGUAUUGGAUCUCUCAGGGAACAAAUUUUAUGGGCAUAUCCCAGAAUCAAUCGGGGAUCUAAAGUCACUCCUUGUGCUUAAUUUGUCCAACAAUGAUUUAACCGGCGGAAUUCCAACAUCAUUUCAGAAUAUGAGGGAUCUAGAGUCAUUAGAUCUCUCACAUAAUAAAUUGUCUGGAGAGAUCCCUUGGCAGCUAACAGAUCUAACGUUCCUUGAAGUGUUGAAUCUCUCACAGAAUUUCCUCAUGGGAAAAAUACCACAAAGCCGGCAGUUUCUUACAUUUAACAGCGAAUCAUUCAAAGAGAACUCAGGAUUGUGUGGACCUCCACUAUCAAAGAAAUGUAAAGAUGUAGAGAGUGCACCACCGUCCCCUCUAUCAACAUUGCAAUCUGAAAGGAAAUUUGAUUGGGAAUAA
Molecule: messenger RNA, 2868 nt
Organism: Magnolia sinica
Lineage: Eukaryota; Viridiplantae; Streptophyta; Magnoliopsida; Magnoliales; Magnoliaceae
Product: receptor-like protein 7
Exons: 4
Coding region: 1-2868 (955 amino acids)
Molecular function (GO): protein binding
Source: RefSeq, a predicted model, not a curated record